AUGACGUCCAGCGCCAAGCGAACGAAGCGAGGUACGAGUCCCGACCGAGUGACCCCAUGUUCAACUCAAGUGUUCGUUCAUGUCCAUCUCCAUUUCCAUCCCUGGAAAGCAUCUCACCAUCACGAAAUCGACAGAACUACACCUACACCUCCACCUCCACCUCUACCUCCACCGCCACCUCCAUACCAUCUCCCUCCACAAGAACAACAGCGGCAAUACACCACCGAAAAUCCUGCGAACGUUCUUCCUUUGGCGCAUAGUCCAAGGCGCAGCUUGCCAGCUGUUCCCAUUGUUACUGGCCUCGAGUUUCCAUAUCCUGCGUAG
This is a messenger RNA of Venustampulla echinocandica, 324 nucleotides long. RefSeq lists its product as uncharacterized. NCBI's taxonomy places the organism in Eukaryota, Fungi, Ascomycota, Leotiomycetes, Helotiales, Pleuroascaceae. The record is from RefSeq and is a predicted model, not a curated record. Bases 1 to 324 code for a protein of 107 amino acids. The transcript has a single exon.